Messenger RNA from Panonychus citri (citrus red mite), 11933 nucleotides. Its product is annotated as microtubule-associated protein futsch-like. Gene Ontology annotation, biological process: microtubule cytoskeleton organization; dendrite development; regulation of microtubule depolymerization. The record is from RefSeq and is a predicted model, not a curated record. Gene Ontology annotation, molecular function: actin binding; microtubule binding. Gene Ontology annotation, cellular component: neuronal cell body; microtubule; cytosol. NCBI's taxonomy places the organism in Eukaryota, Metazoa, Arthropoda, Arachnida, Trombidiformes, Tetranychidae.
UUGUAUAGAACUGAGAGAGAAAAAGUAGAACUCAGAUUGUGUUAUUCAUUUUUGCUCUUCAUUCAUUCAUAUUGUGAGAAAGAAGCCGGAGUUCCUGGAGAACUCGUUCUUUAUUUCAGAUAAGUUUCAUUUGUUCACUCGAAUAGUGGAUUAGGAUAAUCUGUCAAAACUUCCUUAAGUUCUAUUCAGUACUUUGUAUUUCUGCCUCCUUGUUCACCGGUUCCAGAGAUUGAUGACCACACCCAUACAACUGAAUCCUGUGUUUUCCUUAAUUAACCAGCAAUUAAUUGUUUUCUAAUUAGUUUAUCAUAAGGAAAGUUAUCUAAAUAAUAUCAAAAUGGAAUCGCAUGAGAUUUCAAGUCUACCUGGCUGCUAUUUGCUGGUUAUUUUAGGUGAACCGAUGUGUGAUAAUCACAAGGGAAAAAUCCUUCAGCGAGUGGCCAAGGGUUUACUUUCAUGGAAUAUUGAAACUACCCAAUGUGAUCUGAAACAUUUGGAACAAGUUUGCGAUAAUUUGAUUGCUAGUAAGCGAAACUUGUUGGAAACCGCUCUUCUAUUGCAACAUUCAACGGAUAAACUUGCGGUCGAGGUUUUAUUCAAUCCUCAAAUUUCCGCUCUACAACAAUGUCUCAGAAAUUUACUUCUUUCUCCAACUGGUCAUAAGCACAUAAUCUAUGCUGGUUAUUCAUUCACUGGAAGUGGAUCAUGGAUGUUACAAGAUGGAGUCUUCAGAUUCCAAGAUUUCGUUGAUGAAUUGAGUGAUCCCCAUAUAACCAAAGUUCUGUCUCAAUAUCCUGCAGGAUGUACUCUUAAUAUGCAUCUUCAUUGUUCACCAAUUGGUGAUUGGGUUACCAACAAUCUUGAAAAUCAAUCCUUUUCUCAUCUAAUUAACCUUUCACUUAAUCCACCCGAUAGUCCUAAUGGUGUUCCUGGGGCUUCAAGUUUAUUGGAAUUCAUUGAAAAUUCAUUGACAACUCUUGAGAAAGAUGAGACUCUUGAAUCAUCUCCCCUGAUUGGGAAUAUCAGAUUUGAGAGACCGACGAUGUACAUUUUCCCCAGUGGUCAAGGUGAUUGUUCACUUUUCGGUAUAACUGGAUUCACCAUGUUGAUUGAUGGAGGAUUCACAAGGUACCCUUGUUUCUGGAAAUUUGUGAGACACAUUGAGCGACUUGAUUCAAUCAUGAUGACCAGAAUCAACGAGUCAAACCUUUGGGGAAUUUUGCACCUUUUGAAGGGCAAACAAGAAUCUUCCAUGUUUCUGAAAAUCGGCUACGUUUUUUGUAACAUUGCUGAUAAAACUGAUUCGCAGGCCAAAACGGGAAAAGAAGAAAUCACCGGUUAUGCUGGUAUUCAAGCGGACGCGAAUGAUUUAGUUAUCAGUAUCAUCGAUUACGGGAAUGAAAUUGCAGCGAGAUUGAAGCAGAUCGGUUGCAGUCCACGUCAAUGUCUCAGAGAGUCCACUCCAAGUCCACUGACUUUGUACCAUAAAGUGGGCCAUGGAACGUUGGAAAUGUAUGUCCUAAGUCCACCUCGAGAUAGUCGAUUGUUGAAAGACUUUUUGUCCUACUGUAACUCGGAUCGUGAAAGUCUCCCUAUUCUGAGAACUCGUUCUGCUCAUAAAAAUGGUGGAAAAUCAGGACAAGAUAUUGCGAUUCCAAUUUCUGAUGUAAUGUCCAUUUGCUGUCUCAUAGUUUGGAGGCCAGCUGACCCAAGUGAUAGAAUAACUCGAAUUCUGUUUCCCGGAAGUGCACCACAAAGUCAAAUAAUGGAAGGUCUCAACUCGCUUAAAGAUUGUAAUUUGUUUUCAUCAAGAGUCUGCACUGGAUUAACAGUUAAACAACAAUCGAAGCAAAAGCAAACGGUUAAAUCGACUUCUUUCAAGAUUAACGAGAAAUUUGGUUCGUCAUCCACUCGUUACAGGUCAGUUUCUCCAACCUUAAGGAAAUCCCGUGUUACUUAUGCUAAACAAACUUCAACUGAUCUUGGAGAUAAAGGUGGGGAUAGUUCAGAGUCUCAAUCGUCACCAAUUAAAAGGAAAUCGAAUAUUUUGUUGACACAAAAGGCGGAAAAUUCAAGGGAAAAAACUACUGAAGAAAGUUCGAAAAAAACAAUCGAAGGAGAUAAAAAGACCGAUAAAGGUCGCACCGAGCGGAAAACAAAGCCACGGACUAGUAGUACAAGUCGAACAUCAGUUAUAUCGAAAACUAUUGCAAAAAGUUCUGAAGUAUCUUCUGAAUCAACAAACGAUAAAAGUCGAGCAGUUACGAGAAAAGUUCGACCUCAAGUUAAUACGAAACAAUCGCCACCAAAAGCGAAAGAAAAAAUAACCAAACAAACUAAAGAAACAGCGAAAGAUAAUAAUAAACAAGGUCUCAUAAUCGAUUAUGAUGCAACCGAUUCUAAAGUACAAGAGGCCCGUGAGACUUAUAGUGAAGACGAUCACCGUGAUUCAGGGAAAGGUUCAGAAGACGCAAGUCCUCGAAAAAUCCCUUUUCUUGAUCAUAUCCGAGAUGAAGUUGAACCUGAUUCAUUAGAAUCUCAUGAUAUCUAUGGAAAUUCCGAGAUAUGUAGAGAUUCAUUGGAACACUCGGAAGAUGAAGUGAUAACCGGCGAUAGCCGUUCGACAUCUCAACUGGAACAAACGAUGUCACGAGAGGAUGAUGAAGAAAUGAAGUCCCGAUCAUCGCCUGUUCAACAAGAUUCCGAAUUACAAUCAGCCAUGUUUUCCUCUCUUUCAUCCAAUAUGACUGUUAUCUCAGGAGAAAGGAUCGAUGAUUCCGACGCAGAAGUGGCCUCAUUAACCUCAAAAAUUGAUAACAAUCAGGCCUAUCAAUCGACUGAGAUGUCUCGUACCGAGAAAAAUCGUCGAAGAUCAAACGACCCGAGCAAUUCACACAGAAGUUUGCAAUCGGAGCUGCAAGAAAUUAUGAAACAAUCUGAUGAAGAAUCGAUUGAAUCAAAAAGUUCCAUUGAAAAUAGGAGACAAAGUUCGCAAAUCAAUCAAGUUGAUGAGACAAGAAACGUUGAUAGUAAUUUGGUGUCAAAAGAAAGUAAAAGAUAUUCCAUCUCCGGUGAUGAAGAUCUGUCAACAGAUUCACAGAAAGACAUUAUAAUAAACCAAUUUGAAGGUGAGAAUAAAGUGACUGAAUAUCAUGAAUCUCAAUCAGAUGAAAAGAUUGAAGAUGAUAAAAGUGAUACAAUUCCAGGAACUCAUGAAAAUGAGACUUCCAAUGACAAGAUUGAAACUUCGAUGACUACAAUUGAACCAAAUGUCGAUUCAAACAAUGAAUGUUUCGAAAUAGAUGCGAAAAUCAUUGAAAAUACUUCAGAUAAAAUCGAAAGUAAAUCACAAAAGGAUUCUAUCGAUUCAAAAGAAGGUGAAUCGUUUAUCGAUGAAUCCAUCCAAUCUGAAAUUCCAGCCAACAAAAAAGAGCAGAUCACUGAUCUUAUCACGGAGAAAAAAGUGAGCAAAAUUGGUGAUGAAACGAAACAGACUGAAAGUGAAAUUAUCACGACCUUUGAUUCGGCUAAAGAUGAAAUUCAACUGACGAUUGGUACAAAUGAGGAUCAAAAGUUGUCGUUUGAACAAGAAGAAGCUGAGUUGAUAGACCAGAAUGGACAGUUAAUGUCGACGAGCAAAAGUGAAAAAUCACAACUUACAAAAGAAGAAAAUGCGACUGACCAAUCAGCAACAGAAAAAAACGCUGACAGAAAAGACUCGUUAAUUAAAGAGGUCAACAAUUUCGAAAGUGCUGCUAUUUAUGGAACGGAAGGAUCAACUAAAGAAGAUGCGGAAACACAAGAAAAUAUUUCUCGCAAAGAUUCACGAAAAGAAUCUAUGGUUUCAAUUGCUGCUGAUGUUACGGCAUCAGUAAAACCGAGCACGAUUGAUGACGUAAAAGUAACUCUAGAGAGGAAAGAUUCUAUAGAAGUGUCAACAGAAAGUGCUGAAGAAGCUACGAGUAGACGUAAUUCUGAAAGAAAAGAGUCGAUCGCUAAAGCGUUAGACUCUGGGUCAAUAAUGGAAGAGUCGGAGAAAACAAUUGUAAAAAGUUCUGAAGAGAAUUUCGUUGGUUCACGAAAGGAAUCAAUCGCUUCAUCGGAUGGAACAACACCUAAAGUGAUCGAGACUAUUGAUCGAAAAGAUUCGAUUGUUGUAGAGAAAAUCGAAUCAAGUACUGAAGAGAAAACAUCUACGAGAAAAGAUUCAGUUUCUUCACAAUCUGCAGAAGUGAUGAGUAGUGAUAUUCAUUCACGAAAGGAAUCAAUCGCUUCAUCGGAUGGAACAACAUCAAAAGCGAUUGUUGAAACAAUAGAAAAUAUUGCUCGAAAAGAUUCGGUUGUUGAUAAAAUCGAAUCAAUUGCUAGUAAUGAAGAGAAAAUGUCUACGAGAAAAGAUUCAGUUUCUUCACAAGCUAAAGAAGUGAUAAGUAGUAAUAUUGAUUCACGAAAAGAAUCAAUCGCUUCAAUUCCUGAUAAUAUUGUGGAACCAUCAGAACUGAUCCCAAGUGAUGUCGAAAAAACCAUCCAAGAGAGAAAAGGCUCUAUAAAAGUGUCAUCUGAAAGUACCAAAGAAGCCAUGAGUCGACGAGAUUCUGAAAGAAAAGAUUCAAUUGUUAAACAAUUAGAAGAAGACUCGAAGGGAACUGUAAGAAAAAGUUCCAAAGAGGAUUCAGUUGAUUCACGAAGACAAUCAACCGCUUCGAUUUCUGAUAAUUUAUCGAAAUCAUUUGAACAAGAUACGAGUGAAGACGGUAAAAAAAUUGGAAAGAGGAAAGAGUCGAUAGAAUCAACAAUCAUUAAAGAGACCACAAGUGAGCGGGAUUCUAGAAAAGAGUCAAUUAGUUACAAAGACACUGAGAUAGUAGAUUCAUUAUCUACGAUAACAAAUUCGGAGGAAUUGUCGAGUAGAGGAGACAAAAAUACCAUUGAGAGAAAAGACUCACACACAGAGGUUAAAAUGGGUACUCAUAAAACUCUGACCUCAGAAUCUAGUUUGAUUGUGGAGACUUCGAAUGUAUUAGAUGAUCAAUCACAAUCAGUUGAUUCAUCUAUUGAGAAAACUGUUGUUGACUCGACACGAAAAGAUUCACUUCAAAUGUCUCAUGAUUCUAGUAAAAUCGAAGCUUCCAUUGGUCAAGAUGCUCAGAAAACUUUAGAAGCUACAACCGAAUCAAAUGAAAUAAUAAAUCGAUCUUCAAUCGAAGUUGAAUCAAUUAAGAAUACGAUUACUGAUACUAAAUCAACAGGCUCACCUUCAACAACAGAUUCAUCCAGUAAAGGUAAUGAAACAGAUUUGGAUAUCAACGAGUCCAAAAUUCAGAGCUCAGAAGUCAUUUCAACAACAUCCGUUUCUUCAACCCAGGAAAUUAAACUGGAUAGAAAAACUUCAAUUGUUUCUUUAAAUUCAGAAGAAAACCAAAUCCACGUUCCAUCAAUAGAUGUAAAUGUUAACGCUAAUGCACCUCCAAAAGUUGAACUAAAAGACGAUUUCGUAACGGAUGAGCUUCUUGAGUCCCAGACUCAUGUAUCCACCAAGGAAUCGCAAUAUCAAGACUUUAGAGAUGAUAAAGUAUCAGAAGAAGUAAAUAAGAUUCAUAACCAGCUAAUAAGGGAAAAUAUCAGAAUUGACGAGUCUAAUACUCAAACUCAAUCAUUAAAAGAAAACGAAACUUUCCAUGAAAAUUCAAAUUCAGAGAGCAAUAAAAAGGAUCAGGAUAAUUCAAGUGAUACAUAUUUGAACUUCUCCCCAACUAAAUGUUCUGAUUCUCAAUCAUUGCAAGAGGAUUUCGAGUCCAAAAUUGAAACUUCAGAAUCAUCAAAGCUACUAAAUGAAAAAAUUAUUGAUAAAACUAAUGAAUCAAUGCCAGAAAACUCACAAUCAAAAUCUGGCGACGAUACUCAACUUUCAUUAUCUGCACCUCAUCUAAAAGGCGAGUUGAUUGCUACCAAGAAAGAACUACUUACUGAAUCCAGUGAAAAUGUUACCGAAUACGACGUGAAAAUAGAUUCAAAUAACAAUACGACUUCAAGUUUCACGAAUGAAAAAGUCGAAACAACAACUUCGAACCUUGAAAUACCAGACGAUUCACCCACAAAAGAAGAUAUUAAAUCUCCAUAUGCAUUGGAAUCUGAAAAACCUCAAGAAUUUUCAACAGAAAAAGAAUCAAAAAGUGAUAAUACUGUGAGAAAUUCAGAAUCUUUAUCGUUAAAUAUUGGAAUCAUGAUGUCGAAUGAAAGACAAGUAUUGAUCGAAAAUAAUGAAAAGUUGGCUUUUGAUUCUGAUAAGAGAUCUGAAGAUGAUAGAAAACAAUCAAUUUCGGAAGAAAAGAGCAACGUUGAUCAUGAUUCCAUUAGUGGACCAAUAGAAAUUUCCGCUCUUGAAAACAAUCAAAUCGAAGAUCCGAAAUCACCGAAAGACCCUUUACUUGUUGAACAUUUCGAAAGUGAAAUGAGCUCAUCUGCUAAAAGUGACAAACAUGAAUCCGUAAAAGAGAUUAAAUCGAGUAAAUCUAAACCAUUGGACGAACCUAUUCAAGAAGCGGCCACCAAUUUGAUCACAUCUAACUCGGUAUCAUUGCUAAAGGUAGAUACUGAUAAAGAUGGAAGUGGAAAGAAUCAAAAUGAUGGAUCGGAAAAUCAAUCAGCUGAGCAAAUGACUACCAAAGAAGUAAAGUCAGAGCUUGAAACUUCAUCUUGUUCUUCUGUGAUAACCAAACCCAAUGAAGAGAAUACGAGCUUCGAAGCCUUAGAAUCUAACCAGCAAGAGAGUUCAACAGAUUUUGAUGAUAGUAAACAUGAAAAAAUAUCAUUUGAAACUUUACAAAGUUCUGAAUCCAAAAUGGAACCAUCAACAAAAUCUAAUACAUCGAAAAGUUUUGAAAUUGAUCAGUCAAAUGGCAACCAGAAAAAACACCAAACUGUACAAGAAAGUGCAGGAACUUUGAAAACUUCUGUAGAAUCUACUCCAGUAACGGAUUGCAAUCUAACAACAAACAUUUUGGAAAAAGACUCCUUGAUUUCCAACGAAGAAAAAACUGAAAAUACACAAAAUGAAUACGAAAUAAAUUCGGCUGCUAAAGGUUCUUCUGAGAAAUCAGAAAGUUCAAUCAAAGAAGAAACUGAAGUGUGUAAAAGGAAGGACAAGGAAGAGUCAAUAGAUUUCGAAACUGUGAAAACAAUCAGCAAAGAAGAUUCGAGAAAAGCGUCUGUAACCAGUAUUCAUCAGCAAUCGGAUGGAUCAGCGAUCGGUGAAGAUGUGGAAACGAUUGGAAAUGUUUCUCGAAAAGAUUCGGCAGUUUUAGAUAAAGUUGAAUCGAUUUCUGGCACCGAAGUGAAAACAACUAUAAGAAAAGAUUCAGUUGAUACACAAGCUAACGAUGUGAUCAGUAGCAAAAGUGAUUCACGAAAAGAAUCAAUCGUUUCACUUUCUGGUGAUGUUACGGCAUCAGUAAAACCGAGCACGAUUGAUGACGUAAAAGUAACUCUAGAGAGGAAAGAUUCUAUAAAAGUGUCAACAGAAAGCACUGAAGAAGCUGCGAGUAGACGUAAUUCUGAAAGAAAAGAGUCGAUCGCUAAAGCGUUAGACUCUGGAUCAAUGAUAGAAGAGUCGGAGGAAACAAUUGUAAAAAGUUCUGAAGAGAAUUUCGUUGGUUCACGAAAGGAAUCAAUCGCUCAUCGGAUGGAACAACACCUAAAGUGUGAGACUAUUGAUCGAAAAGAUUCGGUUGUUGUAGAGAAAAUUGAAUCAAUUACAAGUACAGAAGAGAAAAUGUCUAUGAGAAAAGAUUCAGUUUCUUCACAAUCUGCAGAAGUGAUAAGUAGUAAUAUUCAUUCACGAAAAGAAUCGAUCGCUUCAUCGGAUGGAACAACAUCAAAAACGAUUGUUGAAAAAAUAGAAAAUAUUUCUCGAAAAGAUUCGGUUGUUGAUAAAAUCGAAUCAAGUACUGAAGAGAAAACAUCUAUGAAAAAAGAUUCAGUCUCUUCACAAGCUAAAGAAGUGAUAAGUAGUAAUAUUGAUUCACGAAAAGAAUCAAUCGCUUCAAUUCCUGAUAAUAUUGUCAAAUCACCAGAACCGGCCCAAAGUGAUGCCGAAAAAACCAUCCAAGAGAGAAAAGGCUCUAUAAAAGUGUUACACGAAAGUACCAAAGAAGCCACGAGUCAACAGAAUUCUGAAAGAAAAGAUUCAAUUGUUAAAAAAUUAGAAGAAGACAAGAAGGAAGCAGUUUUAAAAAGCUCCGGAGAGGAUUCAGUUGAUUCACGAAGACAAUCAACCGCUUCGAUUUCUGAUAAUUUAUCGAAAUCAGGUGAACCAGAUUCUAGGGAUUCUAGAAGAGAGUCAAUUAGUUACAAAGACACUGAGGUAGUGGAUUCAUUAUCGACGAUAACAGAUUCGGAGGAAUUAUCGAUCAAAGGAGACAAAAAUACCAUUGAGAGAAAAGACUCACACACAGAGGUUAAAAUUGACUCGACACGAAAAGAUUCACUUCAAAUGUCUCAUGAUUCUAGUAAAAUCGAAGCUUCCAUUGGUCAAGAUGCUCAGAAAACUUUAGAAGCUACAACCGAAUUAAACGAAAUAAUAAAUCGAUCUUCAAUCGAAGUUGAAUCAAUUAAGAAUACGAUUACUGAUACUAAAUCUACAGUCUCAUCUUCAACAACGGAUUCAUCCAGCAAAGGUAAUGAAGCAGAUUCGGAUAACAAAGAGGCCAAAAUUCAGAGCUCAGAAGUCAUUUCAACAACAUCCGUUUCUUCAACCCAGGAAAUUAAACUGGAUAGAAAAACUUCAAUUGUUUCUUUAAAUUCAGAAGAAAACCAAAUCCACGUUCCAUCAAAAGAUGAAACUUGGAAAUCAUCAGAAUCUGGACACUGUAUUUCUGAUGAAUUAAUGAACAUUCCAUAUGCAGACUCUUCAUCAAUAAUUAGAACAGAACUAAAUAAAAUUUGGACCGAAAAUGAUUCUCCCAUUGGGGAUAAAUCUACUGAAUCUGCUAUAUCGAACUAUGCAGUUGAGAAAAUAUCGAAAAACAAGAGCAAUGACGAGGAUUUAGGAAACAAUUCUAGAGGAUUCGGACAUUUAAACAAAUCAGAGUCUACAUCAUCCGAAGUGAAUACUAAUUCUGAUUCUAAAUUUGGUGUUUUCACUUCAGUUGAUGAAGAAACUCACUUCUAUCUUGAAGACUCGGACUCACUUACUCAAGAUGGACACAUGAUGACUUCUCUACCAGAAAAGUCAGGAUCUGAUGAAGACAAUCGAAUUUCGAGUUCAAUUGUUGAAAAUGCAACUCUAGAAUCUAUGCAAUUGGAGAUUGAUUCGAAUAAAAAACUAGAAGAUUUCGAUCCAUCCGUAAGCUUAAUUGGAUCAAAAACCCACAAAGACUCUGAAGUGAUCGAAAAGGUUAUAAUUGGAAGUGGAUUCGUUGAAGAGACAAAAAUUCAAAUGGUAGAAACUUCAGAUUCAUAUAGUAGCAGUUCUGAUAACCAGUUAGAAGCAAGAAAAAGUUCAUUGAAUAGAGAUUCAGAAUUAGACAAAAUAGAAGCAACUUCCUCGAAGAGAAGCUCAGUUGACCACCCAACAGAAUAUAAACUCCAAGAAUAUACGACUAAAUCAUCGGCAACAUCGUCCCAAAUACAACCAAAAACCCAAUACGAUUCGAUUGAGAGGAAGAAUAUAACUAAACAAGAAUCGAAAACCAGUGAAAAAGUUUCUGAAUCAAAUUCAAGCGAUUCGCAAAUUGUUGAUCGUGAAUUUAAAGCUGACACAGAAGCAGCAAUCUCGAGGCCAAAAUCCGAUAAUUCAUUAGAAUCUAAUAAGGAAUUUCCGGCAAGCGAGUGCCUUAAAGAGGAAACGGAAAUAUACAAUGGAGAAUCAGUCAAAAGUGCGGUUAUUACUUUCGAAGACUCGCAAAAAAUUGUAACAGAACACGUAACUACAGUAGAUAAAAAUUCUUCGAAAUCAGAAAACGAAAGUUUGACGAACUAUGAUUUGAAUAAUGAAAUUUCCAGAUCAACUUCAGAAACUCAUUCUUCAAGCAAUGUUACAAGCUCACAUAAAUUUCCAUCGUUACCUGGCCAAACUCUUGAUAAAUCGUCUUGUGAUAUUGUUGAUAAAGGAGUUUCUAUAAGAUCUGGAACUAGUGAUGGAGAGAACGGGAAUCUCGCAAAGGCAUCAACAAACACUGAACUUUUCUCUGCUAUUCACCGAGAGAAUAAACUAACUAAUAUCAUCUUACCAGAGGUGAUUAAAGAGGAAACGAUUGAUAAAAUCGAGGAGACAGAGAAAAUGAGCUUCUCGCCAGUAAAAGUCACUUCAGAUGAGUUUAUUUCCAAGGUUGAAGCAUCACCAGGAACCAGUUUCUCGACAACGCAGUUUGUUACAUCAGCUGAUAUGCCCUCCGUUCACUUACGCCGAUCUGCACAAAUGGCUGGUCAAGUUUUAUACGAAAUCCCCGACGAAGAAGAUACUAGCGACUUAUCUCAAUGCAAGAUUGACCAAGAUUCAAAAUCACAUCAAGUUAAAGGUUCUGAUGUCCAUCCAGAGGCCAGUCAUUCACAAGAAGUUGAUGAUCACAAAACUAUUACUCGAAAAAGAGUUUUAGAUUCAGAAAACACUUCGAUGGACAUCACAUCGCCACAAGAUUCUAAGUCUGGCUUGUGCUGCUUUCCAAGGUCUGUUGAGGUGGAUGGGCUUAAGAAAGAGAGAGAAGACAAAACGGAAAAGUCAAAAUCUCCUGAAAGAUUAGAGACAAUUGUGACUUUUCAAACGGAAAAUUUGAGUGAGCAGCAAAUUAAAGAGAAAGAAUCGACACUUAAAGAGUGGGGUAAUCCUCUUGGACUUCCGAAGCCAACUGAUCCCACCGAUUCAAAGGGUAAUAGAUCAACAUCCAAGUCUCGUGCUAAAUCAUCUGAUCGAACCGAUGCCCAAAGAAAUACUUCUACUCGCCGAUCCGAAUCUACAAAUGACCCAAUAAAACCCAUUCAUCUUGACUUGGCUUAUAUUCCUCACCAUGGUGAUCGUAAUUACUGUAAUGCUGAUUAUUUCAAAAAAAUUCGUGCUCGUUAUUAUGUUCUCAGUGGUGUUAACCCUUCCAAGGAAGUUCUAAAUGCUUUGAUCGAAGGCAAACAAACCUGGGAAGACGUAAACGCCGAAGUGACUUUGAUACCAAGCCAUGAGUCGGAAGUGUUGUGUUUAUGGAUGGCCAGCAAUCAGAAAACAUUAGAAACACUUCACAUUGAAGUCGCUCCAUCGGCUUCAAGGUGCUCAGUUAUUCUGCAGGAUCAGGAGAGCAGUUGCUCAGCUUACCGAGUUGAAUUCUAAUCCAAUUACAAGUUCCCUUUGCAAUUGCAAAUUGAUUAAUUUGCCUCAAUCCAGUUAUCAAAUUCAAUUCACAGUUGAUAAUUUCGCUUAUUAUUAUUAUUAUGCUUGUUGAAAGAUAUAAACAUUAUUAAUAUCUUUUUCAUGGGUUAAUUUCAAUUUUAUUAAAUAUUAAUUACUUACAAUUAGCUUUAGGAUUUACUUGAUACUGAGAUGAUUGGAUUAACUGGUGCUAUUAGCUACAACAUUGAGAAGAUUUAACUUGGAUAAAAUGACUCAGGUUAAGAGUGAAAUCAUCUGGCUCUUAAAUGUGAUAAUUAAAAUGAGAAAUUACAUAUUUCAGAAAUUCAUCUAUGUUAACACGAGCUGAAUUCUGCAUUUUCACAACCACCAUCCAAUUAUUAGUAUGGAUAUUUCCAUGGUUCAAUGGAUACUUUCAAUGAAUCACCAUGAUCAACCCAUUGAUGACUUGAAAACUUUUAUCAUACUAAUAGAUUUGGUUAACUUGUGCCAGAUUGACUAAGGAAUUGCUUUGUAUUGCCUUAAAGUUAAAUGUUAAAUUGCACUGACUGUGAUUGAUAGGAAAUUAAAAUUAUCAGAAAAAUGUUAUUAAUACUUUGAA